This is a messenger RNA of Punctularia strigosozonata HHB-11173 SS5, 2167 nucleotides long. RefSeq lists its product as uncharacterized. The record is from RefSeq and is a predicted model, not a curated record. Lineage: Eukaryota; Fungi; Basidiomycota; Agaricomycetes; Corticiales; Punctulariaceae. Bases 302 to 2125 code for a protein of 607 amino acids. The transcript has 7 exons.
CGAAAUCUCUACCAUCCAAACGUACACCGUCCUUUCGAAAUCAAGCCGUGAACCGUUCGCCCGAUCUAGCCUAGCCAUCCGGCGUCCUUCCGGCGCUCAAAUCUCGAAAUCCCUUCCGUUGAGGUCCUUGAUAGCGAUUCAGGACGAGACAGUUCCCCCCAGGUCUGCACGCAAGCGGCACCAUGCCAACACCAGUUCCAUCUCCAAGGCCGCGUCGAAAACGGCCGCGCUUCCCUCACCUUUGACAUCGAAGAGGUCGGUUUCCCGUAAAGCCACGGAUCAAUCGCCGCGCAGACCGACUAUGAUGGUCCCGAUGCGGCCUAAAACAGCUGCGCACGGCGCAUCCUUGGAUUUACCCAGCAGCGGAGGCUCGUCCCCAGAAGAAUCGGCCUCGGAGGAGGCGGACGAAGGUGACGAAUCUUCGGAUGAGACUUCUGAUUCUUCGGAUGCGGAGCCGACUCAUCAGGACCGCCCGUUGAAUAAAGCAGCCAGGAAAAUGCAGGAUGGCUACGGCGUCAAGACCGUCAAACGCGCCGCCGAUCCUCGGCCGCCUGCUCCUGCUCCUGCCCCUGCUCCUCCCAUGCAGUCUAAUAACGCUCAUGUUCUCGACCGCAAAGAUCCGGAAGCUUUUGAAAUGCUGGAAGCCGCUAUUGAGCGAAACAUCCUCCGCCAAGCCACGGUGAGGGCACGCCGCCCACCCUUGUUCAUGGUACGCAAUAUACGCAAAGAGUUCCUAACUGAGUGCCGCGUCCGCAAUCUCUCAUCGCAAGAAACCAGCCGCAGUGGGCAAGAAGAUCCUACGAUCGAUUAUACGGUCACGUUCCAGCUCGAGGACGCAAGCGCAUUCCCAAGGCCGCCUACUCUGCGCAAGACACUAGACGCAUGGUGCUGCCCUCUGUGCGACCUGCACGGAUCGUUCCCAACCAGGGAUAUACUCUCCCUGCACCUGGAGCGAACUCACUUGGACGUCAGAAUCCAAGCUACAAAACCUACCCCGUACAAGUGGCACAUCGAUGUUUACCUUCCAUCGGGAGAGAGCAGUGAGAGGACAAAUGACGACACGAGGGACAGUGACGGCGCAAUCGAGGGCGUCCAAGACGAACACAUCGAAAUCUCGGAUAUAGAGCCAGUCAAGACUGGCGGUUCGCAAGUCCACGAUAUCAUAGAAAUCUCGGACUCAGGCAACGAGCGAGUAUACCCCAACGCCGGUUCAGCCCCCAGCAAGGCGAUAGAGAUAUCAGAUGAUGAUUCCGAUGCGCCCACCACAAGCGAAGAUGAAGAGCGAAGGCUCGAAUUAUCCAUCGACGCACAGAAUAGCACCAUAGCUGCUACAGGUACAACUCAAAUCCAGGCCGCAGCAACGCAGAUAGCUCGCUCUCUGUCGCCUCUCGCCGCCCCUAAGUGGAAGUUCGACUGGGGGACAAGGGAACCCGUGGUACAUGCCAUGUCAAGCGUUCGGGCCGCUCCCGAUCCGACACCGCAACGGAAGACGCCGUCAAACAAGCGACCGGCAUCUCUGCCCGUGUACCUACCCGAUCCUCCCGAGCAUGAUCCCCUGGGGCCUGCUGCACAGCGGCCAUACUUGCCGUUCCCGCCGACGGAGCAUUACGAAGCUGACCCGGAGCUGAAAGCGCGGUAUCGCAAGGUCGAAUUCUCUACGCGCCCAGGUGGAGAAAAGAUAUACGACCUCAUCACCUGCCUGAGGCUCGACGAGUUCGGUCCUCUGAUAUGGCAGGUAGUCGACAGAGAGGAGGAGAUCUUCGAAAUGGACGAUGGGCGCGACGAGGACAAGGUCAUUUCAGCGCUAUGGGGAAGAUGGAUCAUGCUGAACAGGAAUGAGUUCGUGAAGGACUACACUAAGGGGGCAAAGACCUUCGUGGAACGAUAUUGGGAAAUGAUAUACAUGGCCGCUGGGUGGCGAGCUUUGCGCGCAUGGUUAUUUGUACUCCUCAGCAACAGAUUCCUCAACGUGAACGAGGUAUUACAGGUAUUGCGCCGGUAUGAGGAAUUGAUAGGUAUGGAUCACUGGGUGGAGAGUCCUUCCAAGAAGCGCGAGGGGAAGCUUUCCCUUGGGAUAUCUUGGGACAACCGUGCAGCUCCAGCACGCACGACUGCAACGGUGUAAAGUGGUUUUAGCUGACUUAUGCUGGAGUGAGCUAUGAUCGUC